This is a messenger RNA of Sarcophilus harrisii (Tasmanian devil), 2720 nucleotides long. RefSeq names its product selenide, water dikinase 2. The record is from RefSeq and is a predicted model, not a curated record. NCBI's taxonomy places the organism in Eukaryota, Metazoa, Chordata, Mammalia, Dasyuromorphia, Dasyuridae. Gene Ontology annotation, molecular function: ATP binding; selenide, water dikinase activity. Gene Ontology annotation, biological process: L-selenocysteine biosynthetic process. The transcript is spliced from 8 exons. Gene Ontology annotation, cellular component: cytoplasm.
GCCGGGCGCUGGGCUUCCUUAGAGCUCUCUCGGGGCACCAGUUGCCCAGUAUCCUCGCGAGAGGCGCGAGGCUAGGACCGCUCUCUCCACACUGAGCAGGCGCCAUGGCAGCCGUGCCGCCCCCUCAGCCUCCGCUGCAGCCGCUCCCGCCGCUCCAGCCGCUGCAGCCGCUCCCGCCGCUGCCGCCGCCGCCGGCGGCCGAGGGCGCGGGCUCGCGGUCCCCCGGCGCCUACCGGCCUUUCGAGCCGCAGGCGUUGGGGCUGAGCCCGAGCUGGCGCCUCACCGGCUACUCGGAGCUCAAAGGCUGAGGCUGCAAGGUCCCGCAGGAGACGCUGCUCACGCUCCUGGCGGGACUGGCGCGGCCCUCAGAGGGCCUGGCGCCCCAGCUCUCCCCCGCGUCCGACGGCGGCGAUGGGGACGGGGCCGGGGCCGUGGCCAUGGCCGUGCCUGACGGCUCGGAUCCCACUAACCGCACUCUAGGGAUAGGAAUGGAUUCUUGUGUGAUUCCCUUGAGACAUGGAGGUCUCUCCCUUGUGCAAACCACAGACUUCUUUUAUCCUUUGGUUGAAGACCCCUACAUGAUGGGACGGAUUGCCUGUGCCAACGUGCUCAGUGACCUCUAUGCCAUGGGCAUUACUGACUGUGAUAACAUGCUGAUGCUCCUCAGCGUCAGCCAAAAGAUGAGUGAGGAGGAACGAGAAAAGAUCAUGCCCCUGAUGGUCAAAGGUUUUCGGGAUGCUGCUGAGGAAGGCGGAACCUCGGUGACGGGGGGACAUACUGUGAUAAAUCCUUGGAUUAUCAUUGGAGGUGUUGCCACUGUGGUUUGCCAGCCCAAUGAGUUCAUCAUGCCAGACAGUGCAAUUCCUGGGGAUGUGCUCGUGUUGACCAAACCACUAGGAACGCAGGUCGCUGUCAAUGCCCACCAGUGGCUGGAUAACCCAGAGAAAUGGAAUAAAAUAAAGCUGGUGGUGUCCAAAGAAGAAGUGGAACUAGCCUAUCAGGAAGCAAUGUUUAGCAUGGCUAUGCUGAAUAGAACUGCUGCGGGAUUAAUGCACACGUUUAAUGCCCAUGCGGCCACUGAUAUCACUGGCUUUGGAAUCCUGGGACAUGCACAGAACCUUGCAAAACAACAGAGGAGUGAAGUGUCCUUUGUCAUUCAUAAUCUGCCCAUUAUUGCCAAGAUGGCAGCCGUCAGUAAGGCCAGUGGGCGUUUUGGGCUUCUCCAAGGGACAUCAUCAGAAACCUCAGGGGGGCUGCUGAUCUGCCUGCCUCGAGAACAAGCAGCUCGCUUCUGUGCCGAAAUCAAGUCUCCCAAAUAUGGAGAGGGUCACCAAGCGUGGAUCAUCGGCAUUGUGGAAAAAGGCAAUCAGACUGCCCGCAUCAUCGACAAGCCGCGCAUUAUCGAAGUCAUGCCCCGGGGAGCCACUAUUCUGCUUGACAACUCCAAUACCAGCCCCGAGCCCCUUUUGUGAGGUGGCCUGCUUGUUUGGACCUUGGGAAACGAUCACAAAUGACAAAAACUACUUUAUGACUUGUUUGGGGGAAGGGGAAGUGGAAGUUAAUUUCCAAAGAAACUUGCAAAGUUACUGCUAGGUGAGCUACUUGUUCUAAUGAAACCAAUUUCACGUUUUCUACUUUAUGGUCAAGUCCAGCCCCCAUUUCCCCUCUCUAGAAGCAAAGGUUUUUUUUGGCUGGGCUCCUGGUUACUUGAUUGAACAGAUUCACAUACAAGAAAUGACGUGAUUUAUUGAAAAUAAGGGACACUUUGACAACCAGUUAAGAUUGUUAGUCGAUAACGCUGAAACAAAACUCUGCUAAACCAGUAAUGGGAGACAGGGUGUACUCAGGAAUUAUUUAUGGGAUGUUUUUUCCCCCGAAGCUAUUCUUUCUCUUUCUGGCCAAGAAUUGAGCAACUUAGCCAGAAGAGGGAAGCAGACCAUGCACCAGCACAAAUCUGGGCUCUAUUUAUGAUGCUUCUCCCAUUAACCCUCCUUGGAGGGCUGGAAGAAGCGGAGCACUUAAUCAGAGCCCAGACUUUGGUGUUGCUAAAUUUAUGUAUCUUAGACUAGAUUCCUGAUAACUUAAUAAAAACGUUCAUUUCUCAGUGUCUGAAUUCAAUUCUUUCUUUCUCCCUAUUGCAUUGAACCAAGUCCCAGUUUUGGGGGGGGGGGGGGGGGGGAGGAAUCCUACAAAGAAAUAGGCAUCUCAAAUGUGAUAAGGCCACUGGGUGGAGGUAGCAAAGUGGUCUUUAGACAGGAGUAGAACUGGCCAGAGGCGACUGGCAUAAGAAGACAGCGUGGAAAUUUCGCCAACAAAGAUGGCAAGCCAUUUGUGGUCUCAAAAGUGUUCCACUUUCCAGAGCUACUGAGAAGACUGGAAAAUAAGCACUGGAAGCAGGACAAGGACACAGCUGACUCCAGACCCAGCACUGAAUCUCUGAAUUGUACUUUUUUUCCCUUAAAUGUGAGUUCUUCUAUACUCAAUUUGACAACUGGGGGGAUGGGGAAGAUGUAACAAUGGUAAAAAGAGGCAGCCUGAAACUAGUCUGAAACCCAAUCGGGUUUCUCAGUGUUGUGCUUUUGGUGAAGAAUUCUGUUUUGACAAACCGAUUCAUCCUGUAGGCCUAAAAGCCAAUGGGCUUUUAGGAAAAAAGGGAAAUUGAGUUUCUGCACAGGCAGAAGUGGGUAGCUGUAGCUGAACUCGAUCUUUUUAAGUUCUAA